Messenger RNA from Dipodomys ordii (Ord's kangaroo rat), 686 nucleotides. RefSeq names its product translocase of inner mitochondrial membrane 10 homolog (yeast) (gene Timm10). The coding region runs from base 185 to 457 and encodes 90 amino acids. Lineage: Eukaryota; Metazoa; Chordata; Mammalia; Rodentia; Heteromyidae. Gene Ontology annotation, biological process: protein insertion into mitochondrial inner membrane. Gene Ontology annotation, cellular component: mitochondrial inner membrane. The record is from RefSeq and is a predicted model, not a curated record. The transcript has 3 exons.
GUGACCCACGUGCCUUCGCUGUGGGGUUCCCUGGGCUCUCGGCAACUUUUCAUUCCUCCCUCUUCCCUCUCAGCCCCUCCCCUCGGCAGUUGGCGGAUUUUGGGGUUGUGUUUUGGGGAAGCGUGAGCCCCUGCGGGCCGUGGACUAGCAAAUCUGACGGUUGCCUUCUACGUGCUGGGCCGAGAUGGAUCCGCUCAGGGCCCAACAGUUGGCAGCGGAGCUGGAGGUGGAGAUGAUGGCUGACAUGUACAACAGAAUGACCAGUGCCUGCCACCGGAAGUGUGUGCCCCCCCACUACAAGGAAGCAGAGCUGUCUAAGGGCGAGUCUGUGUGCCUGGACCGGUGUGUCUCCAAGUAUCUGGACAUCCACGAGCGUAUGGGCAAGAAGUUGACCGAGUUGUCUAUGCAGGAUGAGGAGCUGAUGAAGAGGGUGCAGCAGAGCUCUGGACCUGCCUGAGGCCCCAGACAGCAUACACCCGGGUGCACUUUGCCCCUUUCCUCUUGUCUGAUGAAAGUGCCCCUGGUGGGUGUCAUAUAUGAAGGCUGCCAUACCUGGGCUUUCUGGAGCAUCUCCAGGGGCUCCAGGUGUGGUAGAGCUCUCUCCUGAUUGAAGAAGGGGUGUUUGUCACACUGGUAUGUGACUGUGUGUAUACUGUAUAUAUAUUAAAACAAAUGUGUUGACAACA